Aspergillus melleus is the source of this 1032-nucleotide messenger RNA. Its product is annotated as DUF3431 domain-containing protein. The transcript is spliced from 3 exons. Lineage: Eukaryota; Fungi; Ascomycota; Eurotiomycetes; Eurotiales; Aspergillaceae. Bases 1 to 1032 code for a protein of 343 amino acids. The record is from RefSeq and is a predicted model, not a curated record.
AUGCUGUUCUUCGGUGGCGGAGUUCAAGGCCCGCGCCGUCGCAGCCGCGAGAAAGCCAUCCUGAUCACCAUCUUUAUCGUGUACGCUCUAUACUUUCUCUUUUUCGCCAACACGUCAGGACGCAAACAGGCAGCAGCGGUUCACGAAGGCGUCGUGUCGCAAGGAGGACCGAAUCGCGACUCUCGCUCGGGGCAGGCUACCCCGUUGCGACAGCCGCAAAACAUCGAGAAGGAUCUGGUCGUGGCGAGCAUGAAGAAGGAUGACGUUUCGUGGCUGUUCGAGUUCUUCCCCGAAUGGCACAAAAGUAUUUACGUGGUGAACGACCCGGACGCGGAGUUGACGGUGAAACUCAACAAGGGGAGGGAAUCGAUGGUCUAUCUGACAUACAUCAUCGAUAACUACGAACACCUGCCCGAAUCGAUGCUCUUCAUCCACUCCCUGCGAUACCAAUGGCAUAACGACGACCCCUACUACGACGGCGUCCCCAUGCUGCGCAACUUCCAGCUGCCCUACCUCCAGAAACAAGGAUACGUCAACCUCCGCUGCGCCUGGGUCCUGGGGUGUCCGGUCGAGAUCCACCCACUCACCGACACGCAUCGCGAGAACGUACACGCCGGUGAAUACUACAAGAACGGGUUCAUGGAGCUGUUCCCUGGCGUCGAAGUCCCCGACGAAGUGGGCGUAUCGUGCUGCGCGCAGUUCGGAGUGACGAAAUGGAAGAUUCUCGAGCGACCGAAGAGCGAUUAUGAGCGGUUCAGGAAAUGGUUGUCGGAAACGACGUUGCCGGAUGAUCUGAGCGGACGAAUAAUGGAGUAUUCGUGGCACAUGAUCUUUGGAAAAGACCCGAUCUACUGUCCUUCUGCCGAAGAGUGCUACUGCAAGGUGUUUGGACUGUGCGAUCUCAACUGCACUGAGGGCGACUGUGCUGGUCGCUACGCUCUCCCUCCGUUUUCCAGCCUCCCGCAGGGUUGGCCGUAUAUUGGCUGGAAGGGUCAGAAGCAGGACCCAAGUAAGGGAUUGCCAGAAACCUGA